AUGGCUCCCCGCAAGAAAGCCGUCCCGACCGCGUCCAAGAUUCCAAAAGCUUCGUUCGGCAAACGAGCGAUUGUCAAGAAAACGAAAGCCUUCAACAUUGCGAGGAUGUCCAGACUUUCUCCGCAAGCACUAGCGCAAGCUGGCCGGAAGAAACCGUCGUGGCAGGGCAGCUUGUUGAAAAAUGGGCUCGUCAGUAUGGAGAAGACACCUCCUGCGAAGCGCAAUGCCACUCGAUCCCCGCUACUGAGCCUGCCCGGAGAAAUCCGAAACAUGAUCUGGCGCUACGCGAUGACCGGCAACGUCGUGAAGAUAAGCGAAGAUGACGAGCGAAGCCUCUACGACGACGUGAAGACAUGGGAGAAAAUACAAGUCGCCUUUCAGGGCCACGCUGUGCAGGUCCAAGAUGAAGGCAGUCCGACCCGAUGGCGCAAUGCCUUCUAUCUUCAUGAAGACACGCCAGUAGCCGCCUUCCACCUGCCUGAAGUCAGCCGCCAAAUCUACACUGAAACUGCAACUUUGGCGUAUCCUGAUACCGUCUUCUACCUCGAUACGGGAAGAUGGGGCGCCCCCUUGUUUGUCCAGACUUGGUCCGCCACCUUGACUCCUGCGCACAAGGACGCCAUCACUGAUAUCUCCAUCAAUAAAAACUACUUGGAAUACUACCUGAACGAGUCGCGUCGCUCAUUCCGAGCGAACUUGCCUGCACUAAAGCGAAUUCAUGUGGAUGAGUCUGACUUCGACCUACGCAAGAUCGUAUGCAUCGCAAGACACGGCCGCCCACUUUGGAUGGUUUGGACGGUCGAAGAACUCAAGGAGUGGAUACAAAUGGCAGUCAAUUACAACGAGCACAACGAGGUGAAAGUCGUCUUCUAUCCGCAGCCACUCAUUCCCGAUUCUUGA
Molecule: messenger RNA, 900 nt
Organism: Didymosphaeria variabile
Lineage: Eukaryota; Fungi; Ascomycota; Dothideomycetes; Pleosporales; Didymosphaeriaceae
Exons: 2
Coding region: 1-900 (299 amino acids)
Source: RefSeq, a predicted model, not a curated record